UCAUUUGGAAAAACAACUCUCUUUGUCACCUCUCUCAGUCCCAUAAUGUCUCCAACACAUCCUUCCCUUCCCUAUAAGUAUUACAACAACUUGAGAUGAAUGCAUAUGAUAAUCACUAUAUAUAGAGAGAGAAAAAGCUAUCUGGAAAGAACUGCCACUGUUUCGCGGAUCAUAUGGCGGCAACCGCAGAGUCCCCGGUGAUCUCGGCACCGCCGUUUCAGCUGCACAAUUCCCCUUCGCUGACCCAUUCGCCGCUCAUUGAGCCCGCGCCGAAGACGCCCGCGAGGAGCCCUUUCGCCACGCGGCUCAUGUCGACUCCCCUGGCGAGCCCCGUGAAGAAGGCCAUGGCGAGCAUGCAAGGGUACCUGGAGGAGGUCGGGCACUUCACCAAGCUCGACCCGCAGGACGACUGGCUUCCCAUCACGGAGUCCAGGAACGGCAACAUGUGCUACGCGGCGUUCCACACGCUGAGCUCGGGGAUCGGCGUCCAGGCCCUCGUUCUUCCCUUAGCCUUCUCCGUGCUCGGUUGGGCUUGGGGGAUCGUGUGUCUGUCUGCGGUGUUCAUGUGGCAGCUCUACACACUCUGGCUGUUGAUCCAGCUUCACGAGUCCGAGGACGGGACACGAUACAGCAGAUACCUCCGACUCUCCACGGCAGCUUUCGGUGAAAAGAAGGGGAAGCUCCUGGCCCUCUUCCCAAUAAUGUAUCUUUCCGGGGGCACGUGUGUGGCCCUGAUCAUGAUCGGCGGCGGGAGCAUGAAGAUCAUCUUCGAGAUCCUGUGCGGCGGCACGUGCCACAUCAGACCGCCGUCCGCCGCGGAAUGGUACCUCGUGUUCAUCUGCUGCGCCAUCAUCCUGGCUCAGCUCCCCAACCUGAACUCCAUAGCCGGAGUUUCGCUGAUCGGGGCGAUCACUGCCGUCGGGUACUGCACCUUGAUCUGGGUGCUGUCCAUCACCAAAAGCCGGCCAGCGGGGGUCUCCUACGAGCCGCUGAAGGCGAGGUCGGAGCUGGCCAGGGUCUGCGGCGUCCUGAACGCGGUCGGGAUAGUGGCUUUCGCGUUCAGAGGCCACAAUGUUGUGCUCGAAAUCCAGGGGACCAUGCCGUCAAGUAGACAGAAGCCAUCUCGGAAGCCCAUGUGGAAAGGCGUUAAGUAUGCUUACGUGGCAAUAGCAAUGUGUCUGUUUCCCCUAGCAAUUGGUGGCUAUUAUGCCUACGGAAACUCGAUCCCGACAAACGAAGGCAUCCUCGAUGCUCUGUACAAGUACCACCUCCGCGGCACCUCCAAAGCCGUCCUCGGCUUCGCCAGCCUGCUCAUCGUGGUCAACAGCCUGAGCUCGUUCCAGAUAUACGCGAUGCCGGUGUUCGACAACCUGGAAUCCAGGUACACCCACAGCAAGCACAGACCGUGUCCUCGGUGGCUGCGCACGGCCCUCCGCAUCUUCUUUGGGUGCCUGGCGUUCUUCAUAUCGAUCGCGCUGCCCUUCUUGCCGAGCCUGGCGGGUCUGAUCGGAGGAAUCACGCUGCCCAUAACCUUAGCAUACCCUUGCCUGAUGUGGGUCCUGAUGAAGAAACCCGCCAGAUACAGCGCGAUGUGGUGCGUAAAUGGAAUUUUGGGAGUGUCGGGGAUGGCGCUCAGCGUCCUCAUAGUUGGGGCAGCCAUCUGGAGUAUAGUGACGAUAGGAAUAGAAGUCCACUUCUUCCGGCCGAAAUAGGAUUCAACUGCAAGGUGGUACUCCCAGGAUAGAAACUAUGUGAUGCGCAAUUGUCCCGCCCUCGACUUGACGAAGGAAAGCAAAAGUACCAAUGAAGAAGUCUACGCAGAACUUGUCGACAUAACCAGUCUCCAUAAGAUAAUUAUUAUUCAGUAACCACGACCCGCGACGAUUUGGGAGCUGCAUGGCGGCGGCAGAGUAAGCGCGAGGAACAAAAUUACUGUACGAUGUUGUGUAACCUUGCGUUCAUCCUUGUACAAGAUCUGUGUGGUACUUUCGUCCACAA
Molecule: messenger RNA, 1998 nt
Organism: Rhodamnia argentea
Lineage: Eukaryota; Viridiplantae; Streptophyta; Magnoliopsida; Myrtales; Myrtaceae
Product: lysine histidine transporter-like 8
Exons: 5
Coding region: 174-1712 (512 amino acids)
Cellular component (GO): plasma membrane
Source: RefSeq, a predicted model, not a curated record